GCACUGUUGAGGAAUCACAUACUACAAAAAGUUGGCCGUUCAGUGAUUCCAGGUUUUCCGUGGCGGUCUAGUUUUAAUUGACUGAUGAAUUUAACUAUAGAAUAUGUAAGAUUUAAAUACAUAAUCAUUAAAUACUUAUGAAGAUAUGUCCAAAUGUUUAAUUCAUGUACAGUACAUUGUUCACAAUAGGAAAAAUGCUUGAAAGUAUAUGUUGACUGUUACUCAGGGAAGUUGAUGUAUCACAUAAACACAAAAGUGAUAAUUCUCAGCUCUACUAUUUUCCAUUGGCGAUUGGAUAUGAUUUUGUCUAACAUAACAAACAUUCACCUCAGUGGCAUUUAUCUUACUGUUACUCCCAAUGGAGCAUAGACCGCCAACCAGCAUUCUACAACCCAAGUACCAUCUAUCUAAGCUACAAAUAUUCUCUAGCAUUUUAUCCAAAUACUCCUUCAUAUUGAAAAUACUUUAUUUCUUCUUUUGUUCUUCUCUUUUAUUCAUUCAGAAACUGGUAUUUGAUGAUUUCAAGGAUCCUUUAAACAUCAAUCAAUCAAUAAUAAUAAUCUUACCAAAGUCAUUG
Molecule: messenger RNA, 577 nt
Organism: Schistosoma rodhaini
Lineage: Eukaryota; Metazoa; Platyhelminthes; Trematoda; Strigeidida; Schistosomatidae
Source: the annotation of a GenBank genome assembly